AACCCGCCCCAAACUAGAGUGUCAUUCCCAACUCGCAAUUCUCAUUCCCAUUCCGAAUGAAUUGAGCUGUUGUGGUAAGAAAGCUCAUGAGAUGGACAGGGAAUUAGUAAUAGCAACCAUUGUGCGGCUGGACACUCUAUUGAAUCUGCUGAGCGGUUUGGUGAAAAACGACAACAUCGGAAAAAGAAACCCAGCUGUACCGCUGGGCCUGUUUCUGAAGGCAGUCAUACUUCCAUGUUGUCUGAUUGCUCCCCUCAAAACCAAAACAUCCUUGGACGCGCCAUUUUCACAGUUCAGUCUGAUGGAUUGAAACCAGCUUAUUUCUUCACCUUUAUGCCGGAGCCGGUACUAGUACCAUUCCCACAAGAUCCUCACCAUCGCUGUGGGAAGCAUGAUCGAUCGAAGUCGGUUGGACCUCCACCCAACAUUUUGGGAAAGCCACGAUUGUACUCGUCCGAGAACAAUGCACUUUUGGUGCGGCUGAAGGAGCGAGAGGGAAUGUCUUGGUCGGAGAUUGCUCAGCACUUCCCUGGUCAAAAUGUUUCAUCACUUCAAGUGCAUUAUUCAACUAAAUUACAAAAUAAGGCCGUCACUUGUUCGCGAAAUCCACGAAGACGCUGAGAGUGGAAAUCUUGGCAUCAUUUUUCUUCACGUCCUAAUCGCGAGAAAUCCAGUGAGUCAAAGAUGGCACAGCUUGUCUCAACUGGAUUCCUUCAUUCUAGAGGUAUCAUCAAGCUGUACCUUUUUCACACCUCUGUAUCUUGCUUUACACACAAAAUGACGACAAACGUGGGAAGUAUCUAGCACCAGCAAUCAGAUAGAGCCAAGUCGCGAUGUCAGCAACACAACCAACAGCAGGCCCAACCUGUUCCUGAGAGCCUCUGAGUACUGGCUUGAGUGCCAUGUGGAUAGAUGCUCAGAACUGCUUUAUGUAUAUUUUUCGCUUCUGACAACGCUACUGUAUGAUACAAUCAAUUAAUUUAAGAAACCAACCGUCUCCCCCGGAAACUGUUGGUAUUGAUCAUUUCCAGGACCCGACGGCCCAACCAAACACCAUGGCCACAUCAACGGGCUUAGCCCAAAGCAAAGCGAUUUGGGAGUG
Molecule: messenger RNA, 1102 nt
Organism: Aspergillus glaucus CBS 516.65
Lineage: Eukaryota; Fungi; Ascomycota; Eurotiomycetes; Eurotiales; Aspergillaceae
Exons: 1
Coding region: 235-621 (128 amino acids)
Source: RefSeq, a predicted model, not a curated record